This is a messenger RNA of Pistacia vera, 672 nucleotides long. RefSeq names its product protein FATTY ACID EXPORT 5-like. The transcript has 3 exons. Bases 111 to 470 code for a protein of 119 amino acids. The record is from RefSeq and is a predicted model, not a curated record. Gene Ontology annotation, cellular component: membrane. Lineage: Eukaryota; Viridiplantae; Streptophyta; Magnoliopsida; Sapindales; Anacardiaceae.
UUGACUAACAGAAAAGUCCACACGCCACCACACGCCUCAGAGAGAAACUUUCCACUUUCGAUUUUCCAUUUCGAAAUUUCCCGAGAAACAAACACCCAUUUGCCGACAAUAUGCACGACUUCUGCUUCACGAUCCCCUACGGUCUCAUCCUCAUUGCAGGGGGCGUUAUCGGGUUCGCGAAGAAAGGAAGCAUAGCUUCCUUGGCUGGGGGUGCUGGCAUUGGAUUGCUCCUCGUCUUGGCUGGCUGGUUGAGCCUCAAAGCCUUUGAGAAACGAAAGAAUUCUUACUUUGCUUUGAUUCUGGAGACUGUUUGUGCAGCAGCAUUGACUGUGGUUAUGGGAUUGCGUUAUCAGCAGACAUCUAAGAUUAUGCCAGCUGGUAUUGUAGCUGUGAUCAGUGCCCUGAUGACUGGGUUUUACCUGUACAAACUUGCUACCGGGGGUAACCAUAUCCCUGCCAAGGCUGAGUGAUUGCUUUGAGGUUUCUUUGUAAGACUAAUACUGAGAUGUAAUUGAACAACAGAGAUGAACAUGCUUCAAUUAGAAGAUUUUACUUACUCGAACAAAGAUGUAUUGGUAUGUAUUACUCCUACUACUGGUUGUUUGUAUGAGACAAAAGAUUGCUGGUCUCCUGGAAAUGAAACAAAUACAAUCUCUCAAGAUUUAUUGUUAA